CGGGGCCGCGCUCCGCUCCGCGCAGGCGCCGGUGAGGCCGUGGCCGCAAGCGCCCAUCCCUUCUCCACCGUUCCUGCCUGCCACCGGUGGGUCUCCGGCACUGCACAGCCAUGACGACCUCGGCGCUGCGCCGGCAGGUGAAAAACAUCGUGCACAACUACUCGGAGGCAGAGAUCAAGGUGCGGGAGGCCACCUCCAAUGAUCCCUGGGGACCCCCCAGCUCCCUGAUGUCGGAAAUUGCCGACCUCACCUUCAACACGGUGGCCUUCGCUGAGGUCAUGGGCAUGAUCUGGCGGCGGCUGAACGACAGCGGCAAGAACUGGCGUCACGUCUACAAAGCCCUCACCCUCCUGGACUACCUCAUCAAAACCGGCUCCGAGAAGGUGACCCACCAGUGCCGGGAGAACCUCUACACCAUCCAGACGCUGAAAGACUUCCAGUACGUGGACCGCGAUGGCAAGGACCAGGGCAUCAACAUCCGAGAGAAGGUGAAGCAGGUGAUGGCGCUGCUGAAAGACGAGGAGCGGCUGAAGCAGGAGCGGGCGCACGCGCUGCAGACCAAGGAGCGCAUGGCCCUCGAGGGCAUGGGCAGCGGCAGCCACCAGGUCGCCUACGGCCGCCGUGCAUCACCCUACGGCGACGACUACGGCCGGGCGCGGGGCUCACCCUCCUCCUUUAACUCAUCAUCCUCGUCCCCACGGUUCGCCUCUGACCUUGAGCAAGCGAGGCCCCAGACGACAGGCGAGGAGGAGCUGCAGCUGCAGCUUGCGCUGGCCAUGAGUCGGGAGGAGGCGGAGAAGAAGCCACUUCCUCCAAUUUCCAGUACAGAUGAAGAAAGGCAAUUGCAGCUAGCGCUCGCGCUGAGCAAAGAGGAGCAUGAGAAGGAGGUGAGGGCUUGGCAAGGGGAGAACUCCCUGCUGCAGAGAGCCACGGAGGAGACUGCCCAGGGCAGGGAGGAAGAGGAGGAAGAAGAUAAGAUGAAGAAAAGCCAGUCCUCUAUCCUGGAGCUGGCAGAUAUAUUCGGGCCGGCGCCAGCCCCCUCCAGCCACACGUCUGCCGACCCGUGGGAUAUGCCAGAUAUGAAACCCAAAGUGGAGCCAGCAGCCUCUGCCUGGGCCGGCGCAGCUGACCCCUGGGUGCCGGUCCCAGCUGCCAGCGGGGAGCCCCUCUCCCAGGCCAGCGCCUCAUCCCAGCAAACCUCUGCCGGGCCCUGGGAUUUCCCCCCAGCACCACUGCAGCCUCCGACCCUUGGGGGGAAGGCACCCCUGUCUUCUGGAUUCCCUCCUGCGGACCCCUGGGUGACGGCAUCGCCCCCCGCCCAGGUCUCUGGUUCUACGCCAGCUGCCGACCCUUGCGCCGUCGCUGAGCAACCUCCUAACUCUGCUCCAGGGGGGGACGCUUUCGACCUGUUUGCAAAGCCGCCCGAGCCAGCCGAGCCGCCGGAGCAGGAGCCCUCGCAGCCGCCCUCCUCCGCCAAGUCCAACAGUCCCAUCGAGCUGGACCCCUUCGGUGACCUGUUCCCCAGCAGCAGGCAGGACGGGGCGAAGAGCUUCGACCUCACCAACCUGGCUGACUCUCUGCCCGAAUCCGGCAAGGAGCGGAAGGACUGUAAAACCCCCGAGGCCUUCCUCGGCCCCGCCGCCUCCUCCCUGGUCAACCUGGACUCCCUGGUCGCGCCUGCACCGGCCUCCAAGACUCGCAACCCCUUUCUCUCGGGUCUGAGCACGCCGUCCCCCACCAACCCCUUCAGCCUCGCUGAGCAGCCCAAGCCGACGCUCAACCAGAUGCGGACCAGCUCGCCGGUGCCCGGCUUGCCCGCGGGCCUCCCCGCCAACUCCAUGACCUACAGCGCGUCCCUGCCGCUGCCCCUCAGCAGCGUCCCCUCCGCCGCCGCCACCGCCCUCCCUGCCUCCGCCAGUGCCUUCCCCCAGGCUGGCGCCUUCCCCGAACUCCCCAGCAAUUUGCCGCAGCCUUUACUGCCGCUGAGCGGCCCCCCAGCCCCGCCGUCCGCUCCGGGGGGGCUCAACCCCUUCCUCUGAACCCUCUGGACGUGUAGACUCUCGCCCCUUCCCUGGCUGUUACAGACCCCCCUGGCCUUUCCUCCUGCCAAGACCUUGGGGGGCCGGUGGUUCG
Gavia stellata (red-throated loon) is the source of this 2133-nucleotide messenger RNA. RefSeq names its product epsin 3 (gene EPN3). The record is from RefSeq and is a predicted model, not a curated record. Gene Ontology annotation, cellular component: clathrin vesicle coat; endosome; plasma membrane. Gene Ontology annotation, biological process: endocytosis. Gene Ontology annotation, molecular function: clathrin binding; phospholipid binding. NCBI's taxonomy places the organism in Eukaryota, Metazoa, Chordata, Aves, Gaviiformes, Gaviidae.